This is a messenger RNA of Cololabis saira (Pacific saury), 1629 nucleotides long. RefSeq lists its product as uncharacterized. Lineage: Eukaryota; Metazoa; Chordata; Actinopteri; Beloniformes; Belonidae. The transcript has 12 exons. The coding region runs from base 39 to 1460 and encodes 473 amino acids. The record is from RefSeq and is a predicted model, not a curated record.
GCCAAAGUAGUCAGUCUCGUGGGGUGUUCAGGACGUUCAUGUAUUUCAGCUUCAUCAUGACUGCAUGUCUGCUUUGUGUAGUCCUUAUGUGUUUCCUUCAUGAGAUCAAAGCACAAGCUUUUUCUCAACCUAAACUGAUGGUGGAUCGACCCGUGAUCACAGAAACGGACUUGGUUACAUUAAAGUGUCAGACUCCAGCAUCUGUUUCAGUGACUGAGUGUUAUUUCAAGACUCCAUAUAAAAUUAUCUACAGCGGCUCCUCCUGUACUCGGACACUGACAGGAACUGAACUGCUGUCGAUUGAACAAAGACAAUCCCCCGCUGACAUUAGAGUGAGAUGUUAUUACAGUGGGAGGAAUGGAGGUAUUACUUCUAAAUCUGCAGACAGUGAUGCGUCCACCAUCAAAAUAAACAACCUUCUUCAGCCUGAACUGACAGUGAAUCCACUGGAGAUCACAGAGACACACUCAGUUACAGUAAACUGUCAGACGCCGUCAGCUGUUCCCGUGGAUAAGUGUUAUUUCCACUUUGGGAAAGGAAAACAGGCCAGAAGCUUCUCUUGUGUGACGAGUCUGACGGGAGCUGAACUGCUGUCUUUCACAGAUCAAACUUUACCUGCUACUGUUGAUGUUACAUGUUUUUACCUUGUGUCUCAUCCAUCUCCAGAGAGUACCAUGUCUACCAUCAUCAUACGAUUUCCUCAACCCGAGCUGGUAGUGAAUCCACGGUGGAUCACAGAGUCGAACAGUCUCACAUUGACCUGUAUGACUCCAUCAUCUGUGUCUGGGGCCGAGUGUCUUUUGUACUUUAUGAAGACAAAAACUUUCAGAACCAUCUCCUGCGUGCAGACGCUGGCGGGUGCAGAUCUUCUGGGGAUGGUGCAGGAGAGCUCACCUGCUGAUGUUCAACUAACAUGUUAUUACACUGUAGAGCAGAGAGGAGCACGAUAUCAGUCUCCACACAGUGAUACCUGUGAGGUGCACAUAGAAAGACUUGAGGAAAAGGCGUCUACAACUACCCAGAUCAUGUCAACCAGUGUGACCAAAGAUUUCCCAAAAGGGAGCACUGGUGUGAUAACGUUUUCCCUUACUUCAGAAUAUCCUGAUACAGGGAGGACUGGUGUGAUAACGUCUUCCCUUACUUCAGAAUAUCCUGAUACAGGCCUGCUUUCAAGUUCACCAAUGGCAGCUGCUGGUUCACCAUCUCCGUCUCCUCCAGCAGUGGAACCAGCAUCAGAUUUUCUAGAAACAUGUUACCUGAGGUUGGCGGCAGUGGUUGGUUUAGUAGUGGCUCUGGGCAUCGUCUUACUGGGAGUGACGCUCAUUUGUUCUACCAGAAGAGGUGGAUUUGCAAAGAGUGAACGAUCUCACAAUAUUAAUGAUCCACCUGCAGCAUUCUGGACUUCUACAAUUUACCACAGUGAAGCCACUCUGAGAAGCAAAAUUUUAAACUAUGAGUGAUUGAUAAAUGAAUCAUCAUAGAUCAAUAUCUUAUGUAUUAUCUACUCUUGAAUGCUGACAUAUCCUUGCAUCUGCUGAAGUUCAUACUGAACUAUUUUCCUUGUUUGUUUGCUCUGAUCUCUACAAUAUAACCCUUCACACACACACCCAAGGGAAAAUAUUAAAAGGC